Gossypium raimondii (Peruvian cotton) is the source of this 1372-nucleotide messenger RNA. Its product is annotated as cell wall integrity protein scw1. The record is from RefSeq and is a predicted model, not a curated record. NCBI's taxonomy places the organism in Eukaryota, Viridiplantae, Streptophyta, Magnoliopsida, Malvales, Malvaceae. The coding region runs from base 93 to 1073 and encodes 326 amino acids. Gene Ontology annotation, molecular function: mRNA binding. The transcript is spliced from 9 exons.
UUCGUAGUUUGUUCUUUCUUUCUUUCUUUCUCUCUUGAACAUCGAGUAUUGGUUUAGGGUUUCAGGUUUCUACUUUCUAUCGAGAUAUAGUCAUGGCGGGUGCUGGAAUCCACCCUUAUCACCAGCAGUGGCCGCCGGCACCAGCUCCUCCGCCCCCUCCAGCCACAGCAACAGCGGUUCCUCCACCGCCUCCUCCUGUCCACCAUCCUCCACCCGUUUCUUCUCAUGAUGAGGUUCGGACCAUCUUCAUUACUGGUCUUCCUGAAGACGUCAAAGAGAGAGAGCUACAGAAUUUACUGAGAUGGCUUCCAGGGUAUGAAGCUUCGCAGGUGAACUACAAGGGAGAAAAACCUAUGGGUUUUGCUCUCUUCUCAAGUGCACAACUCGCAAUUGCUGCCAAAGAUGCCCUUCAGGAAAUGGUUUUUGAUGCUGAGUCAAAAUCGGUAUUGCACAUAGAGAUGGCGAAGAAGAAUCUAUUUGUUAAAAGAGGAAUUGUAGCAGAUUCUAAUUCGUAUGAUCAAAGCAAACGUUUGCGAACUGGUGGCGAUUAUUCACACAGUGCUUAUACUACUCCACCUCCGUUUCACCCUCCUCCUGCCCCUGUUUGGGGCCCACAUGGGUAUUUAUCUCCAACUCCUCCAUAUGAUCCUUAUGGAGGUUAUCCUGUUCCUCCAGUGCCAAUGCCUACCCCUACUCCUGUACCAGCUCCUAGCAGUUAUGUGCCUGUUCAGAACACCAAAGAUAACCCUCCUUGCAAUACCUUAUUUAUUGGCAAUCUUGGAGAGAAUAUUAAUGAGGAAGAACUACGGGGCUUAUUUAGCGCUCAACCUGGUUUUAAGCAAAUGAAGAUCUUGAGACAAGAAAGGCAUACUGUUUGCUUUAUAGAGUUUGAAGAUGUGAAUUCUGCAAGCAAUGUGCACCACAGUUUGCAGGGUGCUGUGAUCCCUAGUUCUGGUUCUAUUGGCAUGCGAAUACAAUAUUCCAAGAAUCCUUUCGGUAAAAGGAAAGACUCCAAUCAUCCCAUUGCUUCUCCUGGUGCCAAUGGGGCUCCACCAGCUAUGACUUACCAGUAGAUGAGGGGAUGUUCUCUUUAUAUGCUCCAACAAAUACAACUGCUACAUGCUAGGAUGCAUCAUGCAGCUAUUGCAUGCACCCAUUUCAUUGUCACCAUCGGCAUUAUCAUCCCUUCUCAUGUCUUUGCACAUAGCGGUAUCAUGAACACACCAUUUGCUCAUGUUUAUUUGAAUUUACCCAAGACAUGCAUGUGUCUGCAGCAUUUGUUAUGCCCGGUUAACUUUAUAGGCUUUUCAGAUAACUUUAAUAUUCUGUAGAAGUAGUGCAUUAUCUACAGGUUUGGUUAAUUUGUGUGCUA